ACACGCUCGCACCUCGAUGGUCCGUGCUACCGCCGCUAGGAAAAAGUCGAGUAUCAUCUGCACGGGUUGUGUGUCGAGGGGACGCUUUUUUUGGUAAAAACUUGUGUGAAUUAGUGACCGGUUGGUGCGUUUUCCUUUAAAUAAACAGUAUGUGAAUAGUUUGUAAUAAAGUGAGGCAGCGUUGGGAUAUCGAGCGUUCGUACGGUCGCCUCGAGAGUCGAGACUUUGGGUUUAGAUGCUCAAGCGGAAAUCUCGCGAUAAUGGCGUACGUUCCGACGACGUUCUGUUGUUUUUUUUACAAAGUGGCUUUGGUAAGCUUUUCGUACAGUUACCCCGUCGUUCAUCAAUCACGAGUAUACCUAGACUGUAAGGUUUAAUAGAACAGAUCUGGGGGCUCGUUUAUUAACCAAUUGAUUAUAAACCGAACCGCCGUUGUAGUUGCAAAUAACAAGUAAUAGCACAUCGAAAAAAUUCUAAAAUGCGCCAAGAGGGAAACGAAUUUAAUUGAAAGUGUCCCCCGAAACCCCCGCCGCUUACUCGGUCGUCAAAUUGUGUUGUACUAUUGCUGCCGCUGUUCUAUAAUAUUACUGCAUUCAAAGUACAUCUACACUUCUAUUAUUACAAUUUACAAAACGCGAGGUUUCUUACACCUUAAAAUCUGUACGUCGUGAACACUACACGAUCGGAAAUUUUUAUAAGAAGGCAUAGAGAAGUAUUAACGAUGGGCACACUACUGGCCAUAGGAAAGGUAGUAAAAUUCCCUCUUGAGCCCGAGACGGAGGCGAAGAGUCGUGCAGCGUAAAGACAUGGACACGUACGAUCUAUUUGGCGAAGAUGUCAGUGGCUCAAUGCUCGAUGCUCUUCCUGACCUUGGGGGGACUGACCACUUUGACCCUGCAGGUGCAGCAAAUUCGACGGUAGUGUCCAGAGAUGGUCCAAACCCUGGUCCAAAUGGAGGCGGGAAUUACAUCAAUCAAUCGUACAGCAUACCUCAAGAAUCUCCUCUACAAAAAUUGACAUCGUUCGGUGGAUCUGAAUUUGGAAACUCUAAUCAACUACAGAAUACAACGCAGCGAAAUAUGUUCAACCAAAACCUUGCCGGCUUUGAUGCAGGAGCCCCUCAAAGGGCGAUGGUACCAGGAGCCUUCCAGAAUCAGGCUCGGAGCAUGGCCCCUCAGCACAGAGGUCCUCAUCCAGGAGCAGGAAAUCAGUAUCCUAGUUAUUCGGACAAUAUGUAUUCAAUGGAGCAGCAACAUCCCAUGGCUCAAAGAAACUUGGCAAUGGAUCCAGGGAUGCAGGGUUGGCCAGGAGGGGGAGGAGCUUAUCCCCAAAUACAGAGGCACUACAAUCAAAUGGCUCCUCAACCAAACACAUACAGGCAACACAUGCCGCAAUACCCUCAUCAAGAUCAGGCAGUUAUGAAUCAAAAAAUGCAACAACAGCAACAACAGCAGCAACAACAGCAGCAACAACACUUCAAUGCUCAGCAAGGAAUGAUGGGGAACAUGGGCGUCCCUCAUCAAGGUAUGCAGAGCACUGGAGGUGCGGGUGUUUAUCAGCAUAUGGUAGGGCAGCAGCAGCAGCAUUAUCAACAAAACAAUCCUGCAGCAAUGUAUCAGACCUCUGCAGGCUACACAGGAUUUUCGAAUGCGAUGCAUGCGCAACAGCAGCAACAGCAACCUCCCCCACAGCAGCAGCCACAGCGAAUGCCACAUCAUCUUCCAACCCAUCAAACUCAUCCCAGUCACCAACAAUAUCCGCAACAUCCGCAGCAUUCGGCUCCUCAGCAAGGCAUGGAUCCCCAGUAUCCUCACCACUCUGCUCCAAUGUUUAAUCAACCUCAGCACCCUGGGCCGACGCCGCAGUUUGGAGCAGCUAAACAUGCGACAAGUCCUCAGUAUAGAGCCACUUUCCCUCAACUAUCUCCACAGAUGUCCCCUAGACCUCAGAUGUCACCACGACCACCUGCGGUUCAGCAACAAAUGUCGCCACGACCAAUAAUGUCUCCUGCAAAGCCUAGUACAUUAUCACCUCACCCACAUUCUCAGCUACCCCAUCAACCUCCAAACCAGCCCAAUACAAUGUCCGUAUCUCCCUGUCCGCCAACUUCUAUGAAUAUGAAUACAUCAGCCACCUCACAGCAAAGUACGCUGCAGGCACUAGAACAAAUGGUCAUUCCAGGGGUUGCUGUGUCCAACCCAAAUGUUACAAGUCCAGAUUAUAACCAGUUUCAACCUCGUCCACUCAUGCCACAUGCUGCAAAUAUUUUACCACCACAACCACCUCCACAAAACUCGACUCCACCUGUUACGGGACCUAGAAUGCCACUGCCUAAUCAAUGGCCACAUCCUUCUCAGCCUCAACAACCCCCACCACAACAACAACAACAACAACCACAACAGCAACAACAACCACCACCACCACCACCACCGCCACCACCACAGCAACAACCACAACAGCAGCAGGUGCAGGUGCAGCAGCAGCAGCAGGUGCAAGCACAACAACAGCAACCGCACCAACAACAACAACAACAGCAGCAGCCACUGCAGCCACCACAACCCCAGCAGCAGCAGCAGCAGCCACAACAGCAGCAGCAGCCACAACCGCAACAGCAACAGCAACAACAACAGCAGCAGAUAAGACCAAAUUUGAAUGUCAAUGAUGGCAGAAAUAUCAUAGAAGUUCAGACACCACCUUCAUCAGAAGCUAGUUCUUUAUUUCCAGUUAAUGGACCAGAUAGCAAUAAUGUGGUAGAAACAACGACAAGAGAUGCUACAGAUAGCGCACAAAUUCUAAAUAAUCCACUCAAACAGGAGGUGGAAAGUCCUGACCAAACUUCGAUCAAGCAGAAUACUGAAAUGCUCAAUCAGCCAGGAGAAAUUCCUAUUCAAAAUAAUACUACAACGAGUUCAGUGAGCGAGCAAAUAGUACCACCUAUUAAACCAGCUCCUGUAGAAGCUGUACAAAGCUUGCCAGCAUCAAGUACCAGUGGUAAUGUUAUGGAAACUGGCGUAAUGUCUCCAAUUGUACAGCAAUCCACGAUACCACAGAGACCGAAUUCUUAUCCUACCGUCGAAAGCAAUGUAUCGGAAAGCCAAAUUACAGAACAGUCUGCAGAAGUAAGUACUGUAUCAGGUCUACAACCACUUGGAACCUCUCCACCUCUCAUGAUCCAGAGUCAACAGCCACAGGGGCAGCAGCAAGGUUUGAUUUGUCAACAAGUAUCAAACCAGCAGAUUCCCCAGCACCAACCACAAAUAAUUCCGACAUCGCAACAACAGCAAGUUCAAUCCAUAAUGACGCAGCAGCCACAAAAUCAGCAGCCGACGCUAAUAGGACAGCAACCGCAACAGGGUUUGAUGGGACAGCCGGCUCAGUCCCAGACACAACCUCAGCUUCAAGUCAACAUGAUACCGUCAAACAAUCCCCUUAUUCCCAUGCCGAUACAACACCAGCCCCAAAUGCAGCCUCAAAUUCAGGGCCAGACGACACAGAUGCAAACUCAGCCAAAUCAAGUUCCGCCAUCUUUAAUGGGGGUCCAACAAAUACCUGCUGUUGGACCAACUGGCAAUGUUGGUAUGCCUCCGCUCCAGGCAAACGUUCCUUUAGCUAACCCACAAGCUACGCAUCCUUCUCAUCCAGUGCCCCCGGGUGCUUUUGGAGACUACACAAACGUUCAGAAACCAAACAACAUGUAUUCCAAUGAAAUGAUCGUCGGUUCAGGCCAGCAGUAUCACUCUGGUGGAGAAAUCAUUGGAGCUACGACAUUGCCAGGGAUGUAUGGGAUGCCUACAACUGUCCCACCACCUCCCGUUGUUGCACCAAGCGGGUUUACAAAUCCCCUUGCUCCUGUUACUCAUCACCAGGAAAGAGCUGCUUUGCAACAACAGUUGCAGGAACUGUACUGCAUGCCACCUGCCUCAGAAAAUCAGGAAAAAAUUGUCAGCUUGCAGGAACGGCUGCAGGCUCUACAGCAACACGAAAGUACCGAACAAUGCAAUGGAGGGCCACAGUGCAUACUCCAAACUCCAAUGUUUACAGCAGCUGUUGUCGAUAGUCCUCAGGUCUCAAGUACAACUGGCCGAGGUCGAGGUAAAGGUACACCACGUGCAAAGAAGAGCAGGAAAAAAGCUGACAAGGAAGCAGCAGCACCAAUUACAGCGCAGCCAAUAAGUCAGCCGGAACAGCCAUUGUCAGAGAGCCUUGUGACUCCAGUAGACAGCAGCAACGUUAUAGAUAGUAUAGCGGAUUCAGAGGAUCUUAAGCCAACUUCAGGAGAUAUGGAGGAAGAAUGGAACAAAAACAGAAAAGCUCGUUCUCCUAGGAAGCCAAGAAAACCUAAGGAACCCAAGGAACCCAAGGAGCCAAAAGUAAAAAAAGAACCCAAGCCACCCAAAGAAGUCAAAUCUCCUAAAGGUAGAAAAAAGAAAGAGCCCAAAGAACCUGGAGUAAAACGUGGCAGAAAAAAAGUCGCUGUAUCAGAAUCGGCUGAUGAAGAACCUCCAGCAGAAGCUGAAGAAUCUGCUGUGUCUGACUCAGGUGUUGUACAAGAUGCUGAGGUCAAGCCAAGCGAGGUUAUUGCAAAUGAUGAUCAGGAACAGGUCGAUUCGUCUACUACGGAACCGAUUGUAACAGAAUCCAAGGAUGAUAUAGAAGAGAAGACUGAAGUUGAGGAUCCUCCUGAAGAAGAAAAAAAAAUAGAAGUGCCAGAGGAAACUCCGGAAGUGAGCACACCGGUAAAGAAAAAAUCAGCCAGCCGAAAGAGGUCUAGAAGCGGCAUAGGAAGAACGCCAAGGAGUUCAAAAAUCUGUUCCAGAAAGCGUAAAAGUCGUAUCGCACCUGACUCCGACGGAGAAGAAUUGGCAAGGACUCCUCCACCCUCUCCAGAAGCUGGUGAUGAUUUAAAUAAAAGACGAUCGGCCAGGAAUACGCAUAGAAAGAAAUAUGUAGACGACGUAAUGCUCAGGUUUUCUGAUGAUGACGUUCCUCUUCAAGACAGUCAAGCUAAGAAAGCGGAUGCAAGUAGCAUUUCCAAGCCAGCCGCUGUUAAGAAGGAGGCAGAAGGUGGAGAAGUUGGUCCUAAUAAACCCAAUUUUGUAUAUAUUAAUACAAUGGAUGAAGACUCUAUGGUUGUGCAACAUAUACUCUGCAUGCGUAUGGGGAAAAGGGAAGUCAAACCUGAGGUGAAGAUAGAACCACCUGUCGAGGAAACGACCCCUGAAAAAACUGAAUCUACUCCUGAAACAGAAGCUCAAGCAAAUGAAGAAACGGGUGUCAAAGUAGAGGAAACUAACAAGGAAGAAGCAGACAAGCCUGAAGAAGCAAAGAAAGAAGAAGACAGCGAGAUGGAAAUUGAUAAAUCAAAAGAUGACGAGGAAGAAAAAGGUGUAGAGGAAGAGAAAGAAAUCAAAAAAGAUAAAGAAGAUACGAAAUCAGAAAGUGAGAAAGAGUAUGAAAAAGAAGUGGAAAGUGAGAUUGAAAUAUCAAAAAAUGAAGAAGUGACAGAACAAAAAGAAAAGGAAGUAGUAGAAGAGAGGAAAGAAAAUGAGGAAGAAAAACAAGAAGUUGAUACAAAAGAAGAUGUUGAAGAAAAAACAAUUGAUGAAGAUUCUGGGACGAAAUCCGAGACAAAAAUUGAGGAGGAAGAGAAAAAAGAAGACGAAGAGAAGGUCGAAACAGAAAACGUUUCUACUGCGGAAGGUGAUACUGAAACUGAGAAGAAACUGGAAAUUGCCCCAGCAGAUCCUAAUGCUUCUGAAGUUAAGCCCCAGAUUAUUGAAGUUGAAGAAUACUUGGUGAAGUACAGAAACUUCUCAUAUUUGCAUUGUGAAUGGAGAACAGAAGAAGAACUUUACAAGGGAGAUAAGCGUAUUCAAGCAAAACUCAAACGAUUCAAGCAGAAAAUGCAACAGAAUACAAAUAUAUUUGAGAACCCGGAAGAUGAUCCCUUCAAUCCGGAUUUCGUAGAAGUUGACAGAGUACUUGAUGAAGCAACCCACACUGACCCAACAACAGGCGAAACUGUGAGACAUUUUCUCGUCAAAUGGCGUUCCCUACAAUACGAAGAUUCCACUUGGGAAUUGGAGGAGGAUGUCGAUCCUGAAAAAAUUGCUCAAUUUCACAGAUUUAAUAAAGUUCCACCCAAGGAUCAAUGGAAGCCAAAAAAGAAACCUGUGGCCGGUGGUUGGGAAAAAUUAGAAGAAUCUCCAAUUUACAAAAGCAACAACAGUCUCAGACCUUACCAGCUCGAGGGACUGAAUUGGCUACUUUUCUCGUGGUAUAACGGACACAACUGCAUCCUUGCCGAUGAAAUGGGAUUGGGAAAAACUAUUCAAUCUCUUACCUUUGUACAUGCGGUAUAUAAAUAUGGCAUACGUGGUCCUUUUCUAAUUAUUGCUCCACUUUCAACUAUUCCAAAUUGGCAGCGAGAAUUUGAGGGUUGGACGGACAUGAAUGUUGUUGUAUACCAUGGCUCGGCGGCAAGUCGUAAUAUGCUGCAAGAAUAUGAAGUCUAUUAUAAAAAUGAUAAGAGGCAGCCAAUAAAGGAUUUAAUUAAAUUCAAUGUGUUGAUAACAACAUUCGAAAUAAUUAUCACGGAUUUUAACGAACUCAGAGGCUACAAUUGGCGAUUAUGCGUGAUUGAUGAAGCACACAGGCUUAAGAAUAGAAAUUGUAAGCUACUGGAAGGACUCAGGCAGCUAAAUUUAGAGCAUAGGGUACUCUUGUCGGGCACUCCGUUACAAAACAAUGUUAACGAACUCUUUUCGUUACUAAAUUUCCUAGAGCCACUCCAAUUUGCCAGUAGUGAACAAUUUUUAAAAGAAUUUGGCAAUCUGAGCAGUGAGACUGAAGUUCACAAGCUUCAAUUGCUCUUGAAACCAAUGAUGCUGCGGCGUUUGAAAGAAGACGUUGAAAAAUCACUCGCCCCAAAAGAAGAAACCGUUGUUGAGGUGGAGUUGACGAAUAUUCAGAAAAAAUAUUAUCGUGGCAUACUGGAAAGGAAUUUUUCUUUCCUUUCCAAAGGAACUACAUCCGCUAAUAUUCCUAAUCUUAUGAACACAAUGAUGGAGCUUAGAAAGUGUUGUAUACAUCCAUUCUUAUUGAAUGGUGCUGAGGACCAAAUUCAGCUGGAUUAUAAACAAGGAAAUGACAAAGAAGACUCCGAAGGCUAUUUUCAAGCUCUUGUGAAUAGCUCUGGCAAAAUGGUGCUAAUUGACAAACUUUUACCAAAAUUAAAAGCUAGCGGCCAUCGUGUACUUGUCUUUAGUCAGAUGGUAAAAUGCUUGGAUCUACUGGAAGAUUACCUCGUUUAUAAAAAAUAUCCAUACGAAAGAAUUGAUGGACGAAUUCGUGGAAAUUUACGACAAGCUGCUAUUGAUCGUUAUAGCAAGCCUGACUCGGACAGAUUCGUUUUCUUACUUUGCACAAAAGCUGGAGGUCUUGGGAUCAAUUUAACAGCUGCUGAUACCGUUAUUAUAUACGACAGCGAUUGGAAUCCCCAAAAUGAUUUACAGGCGCAAGCUAGGUGCCACAGAAUUGGUCAGCAGAAGAUGGUGAAAGUUUAUCGGUUACUGUGCCGUAAUACAUAUGAGAGGGAAAUGUUUGACAAAGCAUCGUUAAAACUUGGUUUGGACAAAGCUAUUUUGCAAUCAAUGAAUACUAGCCAAGGGGGUAAAGAUCCUAACAACAAACAACUAACGAAAAAAGAGAUCGAGGAUCUGCUGAAAAAAGGGGCCUAUGGAGCUAUAAUGGAUGAUGAUAACGCGGGGGACAAAUUUUGCGAAGAAGAUAUUGAUAUCAUUCUUGAAAGAAGAACACAGGUCAUCACAAUUGAAGCAGAGAAAGGUUCAACGUUCUCAAAGGCCAGCUUUGCAUGUUCAUCCAAUAGAACAGACAUAAAUAUUGAUGAUCCAGACUUCUGGAAAAAGUGGGCAAAGAAAGCAGAAAUUGAUACAACGGAAAAGAAAGAAGAGGAUGAACUUGUCAUUUCUGAACCAAGACGUAGGACACAAAUCAAACGUUAUGGACAUGACGAAUCAGUCGUUGAUAUGUCCGAACUGGAUAGUUCUGACGAUAACAGUGAUGACGAUGGCGGAGGUCUCACAGGCCGUGGUAAAAAACGAAGAGACAAGUUUGGUAAAAAAUCUCGAAAAUUCUUUGACGAGUACGUCCCGCGUGAAGGUGAAGUUGUUUACGGAAACUGGGCUCGUAGUGAGUGUUUCAAAGUGGAAAGAGGACUUCUCACUUUUGGUUGGGGACGUUGGGAAGAAAUUUUACAGCACAGUCAGUUCCGAAGAGGGUGGAGAGAGAUCGAUGUUGAGGACUGUGCCAGGGUUAUAUUACUCUAUUGUUUGAGAUUUUAUCGUGGAGAUGAAAAAAUAAGUAGUUUCGUCACGGACCUAAUAACCCCAUUGGAAAACGGUGAGAAAGUUAAAACAAUUACCAUGAAUAUGACUGGAAGAAACAGUAGGCAGAAGCCGAAAAAAGGACGUCUAAGGGAAUGUCGUGAGACCCGAGGGUCGACUGCUAAUAACGGACCAUCCGCUGAUCCCAAUCAUUGGAGUAAUUCUGAAAAAUAUGAUGGCGAUAUAUUCCUUGAAGCUAAUUAUAAGAAGCACCUGAGUCGUCAUGCACAUAAGGUGCUCUUGCGCAUUAGAAUGUUGUACUACAUCAAGCACGAGAUCAUUGGUGACCUUGUCCAGCAUAUCUCAGAUGGUGUCCACGUUAGUGCGUUGCGGUUAAAUCCUCCGCAACUGGCGGAGCCUCCAGUGAAAUGGUGGGACCAGAUGGCAGACAAGUCUUUAUUAGUGGGAAUCUUCAAGCACGGCUACGAGAAUUACGAUCAGAUGAGGGCCGAUCCCGCGCUUUCUUUCAUUACCAGCUGUCCUCUCCCUCCCCCGACUCAGACCAUUCAAGCAAAUAACAGGGACGAAAAGGUUUUGGAGAAUGAAGUUGGGGAUGGGGAGUCGUCUGGCAUUGUUAAAGAUGGCAAGGAAUUGGAUAAGUUUGGAAGAGAAACUCCUACAGAUUCACCUGCCAUAUCAAGUAAAGCAGAUACGCCAAUACCAGAGGCCAGUGGAAGCCAUGACGGCAAUGAUGUCUUGAUUGAAGAUGACAAAUCUUGGCCUUCGGUUGUUGAUCUUAAUACUCGCUUGCGACGUGUAAUUUCGUCUUAUCAGCGUACUGUAAAGAAAGACGAAGUUAAACCCAUCCCCAAGGUUAAACCUGGAAAUGAAGGAGAAACUAGCAAUCACAAUACUAAUACAGGAAAUCCUGAAGCUCCUUUGAGCAUGCAGGGUUGGGAUUUGCAGCAACUCGCCAUGUAUCUCCUGAAAAUGGAGAGACGAGAGAAAAUGGAAGCAAUGGUCAAAGAUAGAGAACGAACCCGUCUAGAAGAGCAAAGGACUAAAUGGACAAGACGAGAGGAGAGUGAAUUUUUACGUGUGAUAUCAACCUAUGGUGUCAAUUAUGAUAGAAAGAAGGCCCAAUACGAUUGGACUAAAUUCAAAAGUAUUGCUAGGUUUGAUAAAAAAACUGAUAACGAUCUCACUGAUUAUUACAUGUCGUUUAGAGCUAUGUGCAAGAAGGCUUGUCACAUGAAAAUUAACGAUGACGAAGACAUUCCCGCGGAUCAUCUCAGUGCUAGUAAAGCUCGACAGAUUUUAGACAGAGUGGAUUUACUGAGCAAAAUUCGCGAAGAAAUAUUGUCGCACCCACAUCUUGAAGAAAGAUUAUCACUUUGCCAGCCAUCGGCAGACACACCAGAUUGGUGGCAGCCUGGUAAACACGAUAAAGAACUAUUGCUUGGUGCAGCCAAACAUGGCCUGGGUCGAACUGAUAUCACGAUAUUGAAUGAUCCGGAUUUCUCGUUUCAUAAAGUUUUGAACAAGAGUAUUUUUAGUGGUGUACAAGGCACGAGAAUCGAUAAGCUUGAUAGAGCAAUUAAAAUCGAAAGCCGCGAAGAUAUUUUGAAGUUUGAUAAGGAUGAAAUCUUAGUUAAACUGGAGAAAGGUGAGGGGACAUUAAAAAUUGAAAAAGUUGGUGUAAAGAAAGAUAAGGACGUAAAUUCUGAAAAAAAAUCCGAGCCAGUCAAUAUGGAAAAGAGUCAAGUAGAAUUGACUAUAGUCAAGGCAGAGGUGAAACCUGAGGAAAAAAGUAGCAGCAGUGCCCUUACAAUUACAACCAUUCCUAAACCAAAGUCUCCAGAACAACCGAAGUCUCCUGAGGUAACUGUGGAGAAUGAAGAAAAGGAAAUAACGGAGGAUGUCAAAAAAGAAGCCGACUCCACUGAGGUGAAGGAAGAGUCUGAACCUACAGAGGUAAAGGAGAAUGGGCCAACCGACAAAGAAGAUCUAGUUGUAAAAGAAGAAGCAAAGAUAGUUGAAGAAAAGCCCGAAGCAGAAGUGACUGAAAAAAUGGACGAAGAUGCUGUUAAAGAUGAUCCUGAGCCUAAGCAGAUUGAGACAGAAGUCAAUUCUCCAGCUGAAAAAGAGUUGGAAAAAGAGGAACCUGUUGCGGCAAAAGACGCGGUUAUCGUAGAAAAGGAAGCAAUGGAAGUGAAUGAAAAAAAAGACGAGGUUGAGAACAGUGACAAGCCUGAAAAAUCCGCGGAAACCGAAGAGACCGAGAAGAAAGAAAAAUCUGAAAUAACCGAGCAAGUUCCAGACAGUUCAGUGGAAACAAAUGAACCACCAAAAGCCGCCGCGGUAACGGUAGAAGAAAAAGUCGAAGCACCAGUCGUGAAAGAGGAAACAAAAUCUCAAGAGGAGAAGAUCGUUGUUGCUGAAAAAGAUGACGGUAGCAGCAAGUCGACCAAUAUAGAAGACAAGUGCAGCGUCCAAGCUGCCGAACUGAAGGCAAUGUUUCCCGAUCUAGAAGUCAUUCAACCUCUUUCCCGAUUAACGCAGAUUGACACUUUUGUUCUACGCGACAAAACAAUAGAUUAUACCGAACCAACAGUAGCCCAGCUGUUGGCGCAUAGCUAUCAAAUAUCUAUAAAAUGGCCAAAGGAACAUGCUAUCGAGGCUCGUCUUAUGCAUAUUGUCCAUGCAAUUGAACACAAGGAAUGGCCUGUGGCAAUUACUUUUAGUGCUGGUGAUGAACCAGAAAUAAUACCUACCGAAAAAGACAACUCAGAAGUAAUUACCAUAACCACAGAUCAUGGGGUAAACCGGUCCAUCGCAAGUGGGAACAAUGUUGUCGUUUCGAAAAAACGAAAAAGGCAUAUAGCUAUAGAUGUCGAAACUGAACGAGCUAAGCUUCAUGCCCUACUGAAUAGUAGUCAUAUAUCAGCUCAGCCUCCCGCUGGGCUGACCAAACCAACUGUUUUGACUACCUCGAACUGGGAUGCAAAUGAGGAAUCACAGUCCGAAGAAUCUCGUCGUUCUACACCUGUGCAACCGCCUCCGGCUCACCAACAAGCUAGAACACCUGCAGUUCCAUUUGAUUUCAAAUACACAGUCCCAGGAAAAACCACGAUUAUUCCGGGCACAUCCAGCACGUUAACACCGAUCGAUUUAUCUGCUGGAUAUCUCAAACCGAGUGUGGAAGUCAACAAGGACAUGAUGAAUGAAGUACAAGAUUUCUCCAUGCCAAACAAAAGUAAACAAGUCAGUAGUAACAAGGGGAAGCUAGAUAGCAUGCUAGACAAAUUAAUGAAAAGAAAAAAUUGUCCAACGGAUGAACCGAUCAUUGGUAAAGAGAAGAAACGAAAGAAACUAGAUGAAAUAGUGUUAGGUUUGAGUGCUGCUAAAGAACAACAGAGCACUCAUUACCCGGAACAUGGUAAAAAAAGUACAAUCACGCCAAACGUUACCGUCACGCCAACUUCCGCGCCGAUCGGUCUUCCAAAUCAACCAUCGAGUUCUCAAAAGCCAUUUUCAAUUACUGUCACUUCGAUACCGUCUUCUAGAGCUCCGGGAUCUUCGUCUGUCCUUCCACCUCCUGCUCUACAUUCGCACAAAGAUAGCUUUUCAGCACUUCUAGCUCAGGCUGAACACCAAAAUCGUGAACUCAAGAAACAACAACAGCAGCAGCAGCAACAACAACAACAGCAACAGCAACAGCAACAGCAGCAACAGUCGUUAGCUUCCGCGCAUUUAUCUAGUAGCCAUCGCAAAAGUUACGAAGCGAUGAUUGCCAAUAUGAACAAAGUCGCCGAUUAUUCUUCCAAUAUUGGCUCGUAUUCUCAUGAGGCUAAAGUAAAUAAAUGGUUGGCGGAACAAACUGCGAUGACGGAACAAUUGGGAGCUGAAUAUUUGAGCGCACCAAGGAGGAGAAGGCCUCGUGUGGAUCCUUCGUUAUUAGACUGGAAGAAACUUACCGGAGAAGAGAAUGUUGCUGUAAUUAAUAGGCUAACUGGAAAGAAGGUUACUGGAACAAAAGCUCCGCAGCUUAAAAGACUAGGUCAAUGGUUAAUUGAAAAUCCAAUGUUCGAUGUUGAUCCAAAAUGGGCAGAACUGGUCAAAGAGCGUGGGAAUCUCCCUCAUGAUCUACAGAAGCGGUUACCUGGCACAGACCGGAGCAGUAAUAAAGGAAAAAGUCCGGGAAGACCUCCGAUGAUGCCCAGUCCGACAGGACAAGCCGCAGUCAGUCAGGCUAACUUAGCUGCCACAUCAAUGGCGUCUAGUUUAAGUUUCCCAUCGUUAGGAAACUUGAACAAUUCGCUUUUAUCUGGGCUAUCGCUCGGAAACUUCGACCCCAAAAAUAACCCGCUUCUAAUGCCCUUUGGAGGAUUGCCGAACCUCGGAGCUCUCGGAGGACUCGGCAACCUGGGAAAUCUUGGUAAUAUGAGCCUGACGAAUUCUCUCUUCGCAAACCUAGCUGGGCUUGGAUUGCCAUCACUCGCUAGCAUGGAAGCAGCCCUAGGAGCAACAGCGACUAGUAGUGCCGAUACUAAUGCAGGAACCUCGUCAAGUGGUGGUAAAAAUUCAAGUUCUAAUGUCGGUGGUUCUGGAAAAUCCCGAAGUAAAAUGGACGUACCGACUAGCAAAUCUUCGGCUCCCUCAACAUCCACUUCAUCGUCUCUUCCUACCACGACGCCUUUUCCAUUCUUCUUUCCUAAUCCUAGUCUUUUGUACACACCUUUGGGUUUGGGUGGACUUAAUCCAUUCUCAAUGCAACCUGGAGGAGUUUCAUCCGCUUACGAGAGUCUGGCUCAAUGCGGACUCCUCACUCCACCUACGUCCUCAGCCUCUUCGCGUAAAACGACAUCCACAUCGACUAGCUCCAGGCAACGGGACACCAUAGCAGAUACAAUGAAGCGGAAGGACAGCGAAAAGAAAUCUAGAUACACUACUGACCCCGGACUUAGCCUUCAGCAAUACGCUGACAUGGCUUUGCACAGUGAUGAUAGAAAACGAGCAGAGCAGGACAAAAAAGAAAUAAUCGAACUUAGCCAAAUCGCUGACUUGUCCGCGAGGCUGGAACGGAAGUCUAAAGAACAGGAGAUGAAAGAGGCAUUGGAGCAGCUUAGUAGAACCAGUGCUGAAUUAUUGACAAGAAAUUUGGAGGAUCUUCAGCGGCCGCCAAAACGAGGCAGAAGUUCGGAUCAGAGUUAUGAUCAGCCACCUUCACUGGAAGUAACUUUAGAACCUGUUGUAAAGAAGGUGCGUGUCACCGAGCCCGAGCCUACGAAGCCGGUUGAAAGCAAUGAACCUCUUGAUGUUGAAACGCUUUUGCGACCUUCAACAAUCUCUAGGCAACAUGCUGAAGAAGAAGUAGUUUCUUCAACUCCAGCCCCGAGUGUUGUACCGAAAGAACCCGAGGAUCCGCCUCAAGCUGAGGUCGUCGCGCAGGUGACGCCUCCCAAGACGGAGAGCAAACCGAACCCCUCGGAAAAUGACGAUGACUCUAAAGGUAAGGGUAAAAAAUCUAGGAGUGGCAAACGAUUGAGCAACGAACCACCCCCAGAACGAAAAAAUCUUCGAUCUAGCGCUGGUAGGCAGGCUAGAGCUGCUGCAGAAAGACAGGCUAGAAUGGAAGGUGAGCUGCAACAGCAUGCAGACCAGCGAGAUAGUCAAGGGACAGGGGAUUGAAUUUAAUAAUUUUUCGCAAGGAUACGAAGCACGAGUAAUAAUUGGGCUAGAAAUUUGGAUCGAAUGAAAUAGACGACGACUGAUCUUACGUAGGGGUGAUCGUUAAUAGUUGUAUCAAUAUGGACUACAAAAAAUGUAGCGAAAUGGAUUUAAUAAUAUUAUUACUAUUGAUAAAAUUAAUGAUAAUACUGAUAGUAAUUUAUCGUGAAGAGAGGACACGAAUCGACGAAGUACAUAAGAGUAAUAAUGAAGUAUAAAUACGCGGACAAUUAUUAUUAUUACAAGUGAACGUGUGAUAAUGAAGCCACAUAUGCAAAAAAGUGUGACAGUAUUUUGCAAGAUAAUACUUCGUGUGGUAAUUAAAAAUAAAUUACAUAACGUUAAUAGUACGAAGUAUAAUUUUUUUUGUUAAAUUUAUUAUCUUUUUUGAUCUUAUUGGUUUUGACCAGGGACUGUUUUAUAUAUUAAUAUUACUAUCAAUGAUAUACAUAUAUUAUACGCAUAAUAAUAUAAUCAUACACGUAGAAGCAUUGAACUAGUAAUAAUUUAAAUAAAACCAUGUAUAUACUAUGGAAUCGAUUAGCAUUGUAAGCAAUUGUGUACUUGGAAAAGUGUAUAUAAUGCAGUGUACUUUUAAUUAUUCUAGGUGAAAUAAUAAUAAUAAUAAACGGCUUCUUUCGUUGUUUGCAAUUUA
Molecule: messenger RNA, 14730 nt
Organism: Athalia rosae (coleseed sawfly)
Lineage: Eukaryota; Metazoa; Arthropoda; Insecta; Hymenoptera; Athaliidae
Gene: kis
Product: chromodomain-helicase-DNA-binding protein 7
Exons: 23
Coding region: 807-14036 (4409 amino acids)
Molecular function (GO): protein binding; ATP binding; ATP-dependent chromatin remodeler activity
Source: RefSeq, a predicted model, not a curated record